Messenger RNA from Eruca vesicaria subsp. sativa (arugula), 1017 nucleotides. The record is from the annotation of a GenBank genome assembly. NCBI's taxonomy places the organism in Eukaryota, Viridiplantae, Streptophyta, Magnoliopsida, Brassicales, Brassicaceae.
AUGAAGAUCUCAAAAACCCCAUCGCUAGUUAUGAUUCUUUUUGCAAUCAUGUUAUGUUUUUUGCGAGCCAAGUCACAAGGAGUUUACUGCAGCAACCCAUAUGAACUAUGUUUCCAGAAGUACAUACUGUGUCCUCCAGAGUGCCCCAGCACCGGUGCCGCCACUAAUAACAAAGUUUGUUACGUAGACUGUCGUAACAUUCUCUGCACCUCCGAGUGUCGCAGGGCGCGUAUAAGUUGCAAUAGACCUGGACCGGCUUGUAACGACCAGAGGUUUAUAGGUGGUGAUGGGACUGUGGUCAAUUUUCAAGGAAAGAGCAAUGAACAUUUUAGCCUUGUCUCGGACCCUGACCUUCAGAUCAAUGCAAGGUUCACUGGCCACAGGCCAGCUGGUCGUUCUAGAGACUUCACUUGGGUUCAAGCUCUAGGGUUCCUCUUCAACUCUCAUAAUUUUUCCCUUGAGGCCACCAAAGUAGCCACUUGGGACGACAGCAUCGACCAUCUCAUAUUCUCUUUCGACGGCCAAGAUUUAGUUAUCCCCGAGAAAAUUCUCUCCACAUGGUACUCGCCCAAAAAAGACAUCAAGAUUGAGAGGGCGACAAACAUGAACAGUGUGACCGUAACAAUCAAAGACAAGGCAGAGAUUAGGGUCAAUGUAGUUCCAGUGACUAAAGAAGACGAAAUGAUCCAAAGCUACAAAGUGCCUUCAGAUGACUGUCUUCCCCAUCUUGCGGUUCAGUUCAGGUUUUUUAACCUAUCCACAAAAGUCGAUGGAAUCUUGGGACGCACUUCUAGGCUUGGUUUCCAAAGUCAGGCUAAGCAUGGAGUCGCAGUGCAAGUGGUUGGUGAUGAGGAUACAUUGAGGACAUCUUCUCUACUCUCUCAUGACUGUAAGACUUGCAUUUUUAUGAGACUAAGUAGCUCUACCAAGUGGGAGACCAAACAGGCAGUACUGGAUUUAGAUUGCACUCGUGGGGCGUCUUCUGGAUACGGAAUCAUUUGCAGAAGCAGGAGGUAG